AUGAAGUACGACAAGAAGAAAGAGUUCCUGAACCUGGAGCAAGGUGACAUGACCAUGGAGCAGUAUGACACCGAGUUUGAUAUGCUAUCCCGUUUUGCCCCUGAUGUAGUGAAUGAUGAGGAGGCCAGGACCGAGAAGUUCGUUAGAGGUCUCAGGCUAGACCUCCAGGAUAUCGUCCGGGCCCUUAGACCAACCACCCAUGUUGAUCCGUCCAAGGCUGUAGGCAGAGGGUCAACCAUUGAUCAGAAGAGGAAGGCUGAGUCGCAUCCUGCUUUGGCACCGCAGCAAAACCUGAGGUCAGGAGGUGUCUUCCAGCGGCAUCGUCAGGAGCUUGUAGCAGCUGGGAGAACCUUGAGAGAGCUACCUGUUUGUCGUAGGUGUGGGAGAGUUCAUGGAGGUCGUUGCUUGGUAGGAAGCGGAGUUUGCUUCAGGUGCAAGCAACCAGGGCAUACCGCUGACAUUUGUCCUCAGAAACUCAUUGAGAGUACCCCGCACCAGCCUCCCACUUCCCAGCAGGGAAGAGUUUUUGCCACUACUCGUCAGGAGCCCGAGCGAGCUGGUACUAUGGUGACAAGUACGCUCCCAAUCUUGGGGAAUUAUGCACUUGUAUUGUUUGACUCUAGGUCAUCCCAUUCUUUCAUAUCUUUAGUAUUUGUUCGACAAAUGGGUUUAGAAGUUGAACUGUUGGGUAGUAUAUUAUCUGUUUCUACCCCAUCAGGAGAAGUCAUGUUAUCUAAAGAUAAGGUAAAAGCAUGUCAAAUUGAGAUAGCAAACCAUGUGUUAGAGGUAACCUUACUAGUGUCAGACAUGCGGAAUUUUGAUGUGAUUCUAGGCAUGGAUUGGUUGUUCCUACCCAAAGUCAUUUCAGCUUUGAAAGCCAGUAAGCUACUCAACCAGGGUACUUGGAGUAUCUUGGCCAGCAUGGUGGACACUAGAGAGCCAGAAGUUUCUUUGUCAUUUGAGCCGAUGGUGAGAGAGUACUCCGACGUUUUUCCUGAUGAGCUUCCAAGACUCCCACUCCUAAGGGAGAUUGAUUUUACCAUUGAGCUAAAGCCAUACACUACUCCUAUACCUAGAGCUCCUUAUAGAAUGGCCCUAGCUGAGCAGAAAGAACUGAAGGUGCAGUUGCAGGAGUUGCUGGACAAGGGCUUUAUUCGACCUAGCGUGUCACCUUGGGGAGCGCUAGUGUUGUUCGUAAAGAAGAAGGAUGGAGCAAUGCAUCUUUGUAUUGAUUAUAGAGAGUUGAAUAAGGUGACAAUCAAGAACCGCUAUCCCUUGCCUAGGAUUGACGACUUGUUUGAUCAGCUCCAAGGAGCCACUAUUUUCUCUAAGAUCGAUUUACGUUCAGGCUACCACCAGCUGAGGAUUAGAGAUAGUGAUAUUCCUAAGACUGUGUUCCGUUCCAGAUACGGGCAUUACGAGUUCAUUGUGAUGUCCUUUGGUUUGACUAAUGCUCUUGUCGUAUUCAUGGACUUGAUGAACAAGGUGUUUAAGGAUUUCUUAAACACGUUUGUUAUAGUUUUUAUUGACGAUAUCUUGGUUUACUCCAAGACAGAGGCCGAGCAUGAGGAGCAUUUGCAUCAAGUUUUGGAGACUCUUCGAGCUAAUAAGUUGUAUGCCAAGUUUUCCAAGUGCGAGUUCUGGUUGAAGAAGGUAUCCUUUCUUGGACAUGUGGUGUCUAGUGAGGGGGUUUCUGUAGACCCAGCAAAGAUUGAAGCUGUUACUAGUUGGCCUCGACCGUCUACCGUCAGCGAGGUAAAUGAUCCUUAUAUGGUCGAGAAGCGUCGUUUGGUAGAAGUAAGGCAAGUUGAGGAUUUCUUCAUAUCCUGUGAUGAUGGACUUACUUUUGAUAGGCGUUUGUGCGUGCCAGAAGACACUGCAGUCAGGACAGAGCUUUUGACUGAGGCUCACAGUUUCUCAUUUACUAUGUACUCUUGUACGAAGAUGUAUCAAGACUUGAGGCGUCUAUUGAGAAUGCUAGGCCCCCAGUUAGUUCAGACUACCAACGCAGCCAUACAGAAGAUUAGAGCUCAUAUGUUGACAACACAGAGCAGACAGAAGAGUUAUGCUGAUGUACGGCGUAAGGAUCUCGGGUUUGAUGUGGGAGACAUGGACAGUUUGGACCAAGUGAUUUUGGAGCGUGGGAUUUCUCCAGUUAAGGGCUUAUUCGUUGCAACCUUGACCUCUGGAUGUCGCUACUUGGAAAGCGUGAUUUUACUGUUAGAAUUCGUUAGAGCAAAUCUCCAGGCAAAGGCUGAGGUAAGAGCAAAGACAAGCUGGUGA
Molecule: messenger RNA, 2283 nt
Organism: Cucumis melo (muskmelon)
Lineage: Eukaryota; Viridiplantae; Streptophyta; Magnoliopsida; Cucurbitales; Cucurbitaceae
Exons: 7
Coding region: 1-2283 (760 amino acids)
Molecular function (GO): zinc ion binding; nucleic acid binding
Source: RefSeq, a predicted model, not a curated record